AUGUCUCCCCACGCCGCGCAAGAUGCUGCCGUCCAGGGCGCCGUCGAUAUAACCAAGGAAACGCCAGAGCCCUUGACUGUGGCCAAUGUGCCGGCCCGAAGAGCGAAGACGACUAUGCCCACUGGUGUUGCUGCGUCUUGCCAUAGCGACAUGUUCAAGAGUCUGGCUUGUGCUACUAAACCCAAGGCUAAACGGUGGGAUAAGUAUCUCUCUGUUGAAAGCAAGUCACGGAAGGCGUCCACCCUAAAGCAAGCUGCGGAAUACCUGAAAAAUCCUGGUUUGAUCUCCCUUGGAGGAGGCCUUCCGUCCCCUGAAUAUUUCCCCAUCGACGAAAUCUCCAUCAAGGUUCCAGUUGCGCCCAACUUUUCGGAGGAAGCUACACAUGAAUCAGGCCAAGUGGUUACCGCAGGAAAAUAUGACAUUCGGGAGGGGAGGAGUGAAUAUGACUUGGAGAUCGCUUUGAACUACGGUCAAUCAGUAGGAGCCGCCCAACUGUUGCGCUUUGUGACGGAGCAUACCGAGAUAGUGCAUAACCCUCCGUAUUCAGAUUGGCAUUGCUCACUCACCGCUGCUAGCACGGCUUCGUGGGACAUGGUGCUACGUCUGUUCUGCAACCGUGGAGAUUAUAUCCUAACGGAAGAGUUCACGUUCUCCAGCGCCAUGGAAACAGCAUUGCCACAGGGCAUUCGCCUCGCUCCAGUUAAGAUGGAUGAGCAGGGACUUUUGCCUUCGUCCCUUGACGAAGUGUUGACCAACUGGGAUGCUUCGGCGCGAGGAGCUCGGAAACCAUUCGUGCUCUAUACUGUUCCAUCCGGACAAAACCCCACUGGUGCUACUCAAGACGUUGAGCGAAGAAAGGAGGUGUACAAGGUCGCGCAGAAACACGACAUUAUCAUCGUCGAGGACGAGCCUUACUACUUCCUCCAAAUGCAGCCCUACAAAGGAGCCAAUGCCCCACAAGACCCUCCGCCAGCCAACUAUAACGAAUUUUUGAAGGCUCUCAUUCCCUCUUUCCUCAGCAUGGAUGUGGAUGGACGUGUUGUCCGCCUCGAGUCCUUCUCAAAGGUGCUUUCGCCCGGUUCUCGCGUUGGCUGGCUCGUUGCAUCCGAGCAGAUUGUGGAACGAUUCCUACGAAAUGCAGAGACCUGCACGCAGAACCCAAGCGGGAUGUCUCAAAUCAUCCUUUUCAAGCUGCUUGACGAGGCUUGGGGACAUGAGAAAUAUUUGCAAUGGCUAGUUCAUAUCCGCAUGGCAUACACUAACAGGAGAAAUGUCAUGCUAGAGGCUUGCGAAAAAUAUCUACCAACAAGCGUUGCGAGCUGGCACCCUCCAGCGGCAGGCAUGUUUCAUUGGAUCAAAGUCGACUGGAAGAAGCAUCCACUCGCUCUCGCAGGAGUCUCCUAUGAUUCUAUUGAAGAAGCGAUCUUCAAAGCGGCGGUGGGUGAGGGCGUUUUAGUCUCACGUGGCAGUUGGUUCUUUGCAGAUAAGUCUACUGAGCCCACAGAUAUGUUUUUCAGAGCUACAUUCGCGGCUGCGCCCGCGGAUAAGAUCCAGCAGGCUAUUAAACGUUUUGGAGAUACCCUGAGGGCUCAAUUCCAACUUCAAUGAUCGAUAUAUCCUCUACCAUAUAUGUGGUGAGGCGCCUUUUUAACGUCUUACAAGUCCAUGUCGGUCCGUCUGUAUAUACCUUCUGGUUUGAGUAAAUUGCACCUAAAGAGUUGGAUAGACAUGCCUAUGUUGUUAGCUGAUUAUUUAAUGCCAAAGCAAGAUUUACCUGCUGUGAAUUUAGCGGAUAUUCCAAGCGAUAAGGGAAUCGCACUAAGCAGAUCACUGAUCACUGAUUUUUCGGCUGCGUUGAGAAAUAGCCCGCCGCCGAGACCCGGAGUGGCUGAAAGCUCCCAUGGCACGUAUACAAUGGAUACAACGGCGAUCUAGGCUUCGUUCCGCCGGCCCAACUAUUGUAUCACCAAAGUCAGAGCAUUCCCCCUCUCCCCUCCUUUUUUUCUUUUUCUUUUUCUUUUUUCUUUUUUUAGACACAAUGGCUGGAUUUCAAGACAUUAGGCUGAGAGUUGACCCUACUUAAUGUCCAAGGCGAUGAGCUGUGCAAAUUUAUGUGCAUUUCCUAGCAGAGAGAUCUGGAUACCUCGAACCACCAAGAGAAAUAUAAUAAGCUCCG
This is a messenger RNA of Coccidioides immitis RS, 2176 nucleotides long. RefSeq names its product aromatic aminotransferase Aro8. Gene Ontology annotation, molecular function: aromatic-amino-acid:2-oxoglutarate transaminase activity; pyridoxal phosphate binding; L-2-aminoadipate:2-oxoglutarate transaminase activity. NCBI's taxonomy places the organism in Eukaryota, Fungi, Ascomycota, Eurotiomycetes, Onygenales, Onygenaceae. Gene Ontology annotation, biological process: aromatic amino acid catabolic process; L-tyrosine biosynthetic process. The record is from RefSeq and is a predicted model, not a curated record. The transcript has 8 exons. The coding region runs from base 1 to 1608 and encodes 535 amino acids.